Molecule: messenger RNA, 2436 nt
Organism: Xyrauchen texanus (razorback sucker)
Lineage: Eukaryota; Metazoa; Chordata; Actinopteri; Cypriniformes; Catostomidae
Product: hepatocyte nuclear factor 4-beta-like
Biological process (GO): cell differentiation; positive regulation of transcription by RNA polymerase II; anatomical structure development
Molecular function (GO): nuclear receptor activity; zinc ion binding; RNA polymerase II cis-regulatory region sequence-specific DNA binding
Source: RefSeq, a predicted model, not a curated record
UUGAAUAUUAAAUAUCUUUAGCAAAUCCAGGAUCUCUGCUUCAGUCCCUGGGUGUGGGCAAUUUGUAAUGUGUGGAACAGAGGAUCUCUAGAAAAAUUCCUCUUUGUCGUUGGAGGUAAAAUUCCAACAUUUGAAGUCCAUUUUAAGGGAAAAGAAGAGUAACAGAGCCAAGAGCACACCGAUAUGCAAAAGGUGAAUUGUUUACCAGCUCGGAGGGACUGAAAUAGUCACUAAGUGAAACACAAGCGGUGGUGUUUCUCAUAUACAAAAGAGCAUUAGGCCAAAUCCAAACCCUUGCCUGAGAAGACAUCACCACACCAUGAAGAUCUCCGGGACUUCACUGGACCUGAGUGUAGCUGAAUGUAGUGUGCUAGAAUUUGCCGGUCUAUGUAUGCUCCCUGUACAAACAGAACCACUAAUACCUCACUCCAUGCCUGCUUCCGAACCAUUACCUUUGCUGCAGCAGAGCAGCGUGAACCUCUGUGCCAUCUGCGCAGACAGGGCUACAGGGAAACAUUAUGGUGCAGCGAGCUGUGAUGGUUGUAAGGGAUUCUUUCGAAGGAGUGUACGCAAGAACCAUACUUACACAUGCAGGUUCAGUAGACAGUGUGUGAUGGACAAAGACAAAAGAAACCAAUGUCGCUACUGCAGACUUCGAAAGUGCUUAAGAGUUGGCAUGAGGAAAGAGGCUGUUCAAAAUGAGCGUGACCGUAUCAGCUGUCGUAGAGAGGGCCAAGGGGUGGGAACGCUCACCAUCGAUGUGUUGCUGCAGGCAGAGGCCAGUACUCAUCAGCACCUCUCCCUGAAUCCCAUGAGGGACAUCAACACCAAGAAGAUAGCCAGCGUGGGUGAUGUGUUUGAGUCCAUGAAACAGCAGCUCCUUCUCUUAGUGGAAUGGGCAAAGCACAUCCCUGAAUUCUGUGAGCUUUCCGUGGAUGACAGGGUCGUGCUGUUGAAAGCUCACUCUGCAGAACACCUCAUCUUAGGGGUGGCACGUCGAUCACUGCCCUACAAUGAUGUCAUCCUGUUGGGAAAUGACUUCAUCGUUCCUGUGAGAGGGAAUGAGCAGGGGAUGUCCAAGGUAGCAGAUCGUAUCUUGGAGGAGCUGGUGAGACCUCUGAAAGAGCUCAGCAUCAGAGACACAGAAUUUGUCUGUCUCAAAACCAUUGUCUUCUUCGCCCCAGACUGCCCUGGACUACAGUGUGCCCAGGCAGUGCGCCGGCUGCGAUUCCAGUCCCAGGUGUUGUUGGAUGAGGCCACUAGCGAGCAGCGAGGGCGAUUUGGGGAGCUGCUGUUGCUGUUGACCACACUUCAGAGUGUGGCCUGGCAGAUGGUGGAGCAGUUGCAGCUAAUGCAUCUCCUGGGCAAGGCCAACGUGGACAGCCUGUUGAUGGAGAUGCUACUGGGAGAGGAGGCAGCCAGAGGAUCUGAAUCACUGCAGGCCUCAGUUAUCAAAUUAACUUGUUGUUCCCCUAGAAAGGAAGAAAAACAAAUGAGAUCUUAAAUAUCUCAAUUGACAGUGAAGAGAUUAUAUUAAGAGCAAACUGUGACAUUUGAUUAAGUCUCUUGCUACUCAGUUUUUACUUCUGAAAAGAUACUAAUGUCUGCUACCAAUAGUAAUAGAUUUCCAUAUACAGUUUACAUACAGGACAUACGGUAAGAAUUUAGACAAAAUGUUAUUUCUCUUAUGGAAUUUUAGGGUAAACAUCUUAGACAAAGUUGAUACUUCAAUGAAUCAUAACUGAGAACUUUAUUAAGUCUCUGAAGCUAUGAAAGAGCAAUCUCUGAGUGGUCAAAUUUACCUUUGAGUUGCCACAUUGCUGAUUAAUGGUCAGUAUAUAAAGUCUUGUGUUUAGGCAAGCAGUGCUGGUCCUAACCAUCAUGGAAAGUUAGACGUUCUCCAGCAUAAACUUCAGUGAACUUAGAGCUGAUUAAGAUUAUAGAGGGUCUCAGUUCAGAGUCCAUCUGUCUCAGUCGAAGCUUCCAAGUUUAAGAUAAGACUCAACAUCAGUCCUUUAAGGAAGUUGAAGCUCUCUCUGCCUUACCUGCAGCUGCAGUAUGAACAGGUUGAAAAAGCAAUAAUGGUAUAAAACAGUGAGUGUGCUCUUUUUUGCCUCUCUGUUGAGUCAAAUCCUGAGCCACAAAUACUCUAUACAUCUACAGAGCCUGUCCUCUCCAAAGAAAUAGUGACAGAGCAUAUCCCACAGCCUAACAUCACAUCAGUGAUCCUCCCUGUACCCUCGUGUGAGUAUCUGGAGCUCAGGUAGCUAGUAAACUGUCAAUCCUAGGUGUGGGCAAUGUGAUAAAAAUUGUAUUUCAGGAUUUGAAUAAUUUUCUUUCAUGAUAACGAUAUAUAUCACAAUAUAAUAUUUUUGGGGGAAAAUUAAUACAAAUGUGUUUAUAUUAAAUAACCAUAUUGUAAUGGCUAUUUCUGGA